AUGAGUAAUAACAACAGUAAUAAUGCUUCAUAUUUGCCAGCGAUGUUUUCUACGCCACCUCCAAUGUUAAGCAAUGCAUCAAACUGGAAUGGUUUUAAAUAUCCUCCUCAGCGUCAAUCUCCUGGUUCCCCUAGAUAUAGAAACCCACUAAUUAUAAAUGGUGAAUCACCUCGUAACAUUACUUCGUCUCCAAGUGAAUAUUCAUCAACAUCAAACAACACUUAUAUGAGUAGUAAUGUAGCACAGGCACAAGGCCCUCCGAUAUUUGAUUUACCGCCACCUCCACCAGUAAAUACUAGCACAGCUUAUGCAAUGAAUACUUCAAUGCAAUCUCUUGCAUCUAACAGUUUUGAAGGAAAUGCAAAUUAUCAAUUAAUGUACAGAUAUGCAAAUCCAGCACAAUUUCAAUAUGCUAUGAAUUCUGCCCAUUCAAAUCCAUAUCAGUUAGGUCCAUCCAUUCCAUUCACUUCCUCACAACCUCCUUUACCCCCAGUUCCUCCUCCUGAAAAUCCUCCCCCUCCACCUCCCCCUUCUAGUAUGGCGCAGUCUCAUCAAGCUUUGCUACAAAAUUCUCAUUAUGCCAAUUUCCAUAAUAGAAUUCAGUUUAGCCCAAUGUUUGGCUAUCAAAAGCAAAAUAUGUAUAAAAGGAGAUAUGAUGGCGAUGGUAAGAAACUGGCAAAGAAAAAGAAGAAACCAUUAUCACAAGUGGUACCUCAAAAAAGGGACUGGUCCCUAGCUGAGGCUAGAAAGGCUUUAGAAGUAGAAAAAGAAUGUAACAAAAACAGUAAACGGCAGGGAUUGAUAAUAAAAUUCCCAGAUAUAGAACUGAAUAGAGAUAUCGUCUCAAAUUUCCAUAGCAGUAUUGAUUCUGUUCAUUUUCAACAGCCUUCGACACCAAGAUACUGUUUCAUUACGUUGAGGGAAUCCGCGGAUCCAGAGACAGUAAUUAGACAGUUGAAUCAAAUACCAUUCGGUUUAGGGUAUUUGACAGCAGAGUUUAAAAAAGACAGAGAAGAUGAACAAAACCUGCAACCAUCCGACAUAGAUCCCUUAACUCUAUAUGUCGGUAACUUAGCACAGGAAAUCACGAAAGAGGAUAUAAUCAAGACUUACCCGAAACAAAAAAGAAUAGACAUAGGGUACGCUAAGAAGAUGAAAUAUACAAGAUACGCUUUUGUAUCUUUUUACAAUGUCGAUGAUGCCGUAGAAGCAUUUCAAAAUACCCAUUCAGCACAGUUGUACUCAAAGAGUCUUAUUGUUAGGUUUAGACGUCUUCAUGGAACAGUCGGUAUGCCCGGUGAACCCAAACAAAAUACUCCUCGGCCAGAUAGUGCAAGUACAACUACAAGUACCUUAGAAUCUGUAACUGAUAGUCAGGACCACGACAAUUCAAAUCAAUGGGAUAUCGAUAUAUCCAAUUGGGAUUCCGAAGAUACUGAGUCACAAUUCAAAAGGAGUGAAAGUCCGUAUACGUCUGAUGAGGAGGAACAAGAAGAAUCAUCAAUUUCUCCUCUUAGAAUACCUUUAAAACGAGAGGCAUUCGAGUCGCCUAGGACACAACAUGGCCCUGUACCUAAUAGAGAAAAGAAGAAUAUUAAACCACCGGGGCUUCCUCUUGAAACAAACAUUGUGCCUAUUGCCGAAGAGGAGGAUAUUAAACCACCCAGGUCUCCACUUAAAACAUUGUUCACAGUAGGUUCAGUCGAUUUAAGUUAUAAACUACACCGUCCUAUAUCUAUUAAAGAAGAUAAGGAAUUGCUUGAGGUUGACCGUGCUGAGUCAGCUUCCGAACGUCCUAUAACUCAUGAUAAGAAUUCAAAUAAUGAUACUAAACCCGAAAUAUCAGACAUUAAACAUGAAGGAAGCAAAUUGUAUUCCAACACCAGUUAUGACCACCUUCGCGCCUUACAUAAGCAACUGCGAAGUGCCCCAGUAAAAGUUAAAAUUGAGAACGAUAUUCAAAGAGAUAAUGAGCGGAGUAGUUCAAAUGUUUCGAAUUUGGACCGUGUUUCUGAGAAGGAUAGGACUUCUCCUCAACGAAAUGAAGAUAUUGAUUUGACCAAAGAUAAGGUCAUAAAUAGUGAUAAGGAAAUUGAAAAGACUGCUGAAGUGAAUACAACGAAUGAUAGGAAUACGAUAUCAAAUUGGGAUGAUAUCGACGAACCGGUAGCUGUUAAAACCGAAAAAGGUAAGUUG
Molecule: messenger RNA, 2196 nt
Organism: Diabrotica balteata
Lineage: Eukaryota; Metazoa; Arthropoda; Insecta; Coleoptera; Chrysomelidae
Source: the annotation of a GenBank genome assembly